Molecule: messenger RNA, 3820 nt
Organism: Chara braunii
Lineage: Eukaryota; Viridiplantae; Streptophyta; Charophyceae; Charales; Characeae
Source: the annotation of a GenBank genome assembly
GGAAGACCCCGUUUUGACUGGAGGACGACCAUCUGCCAACAUUGUGACCAACAAGGCCACACUAUAAGGUUCUGUAAUAUAAGACGGGAAAACGAGAGGAGUGAGCUGAUUUCCUCCACUAUGGAUGGGAACAUCUACAAUCAGUUUGGGGAGGUCAUUGACAGAAGGCUUGGAGGAGUGAGGGCGGAAGCCCAACGAAGGGCGGCAGCUGGGCCGCCACCCCCUGCCAUGUUCAGGCUAUGGCAGGAGAAGAAAGGACCGUCGGUGGGGAUAGAGGAAUUCAGGUUAUGGCAGGAAAAGGAAGAACCACCGAUUGGGGUAGAGGAAGUGGGAAGCAAUGAGGAAGUGACUCAAGGGCCACGAGGAGGAAGUAAGGGGGAAGAGCCCAUUAAGGGGGAAGAGCCCAUUAUCAUUGAGUCAGAUGACGAAAAUGAGGAAGAAAGGAUGGAACCUCCAUCCGUCUUGUUGGGGAAAGUGGAGGACCUGCUGGAUAAGAUGGGGAGGUACCAACAGAAGUUGGUGGGCAUCUGUGAGGAAGUGAGGAAAUGGAAGUCUAGCAUCCCCAAGGUGUUCCUCCACGACUCCGGUCCGGAGUCAGCGCCCGGGCGACCCGGAGAGCCAGGAAAAAGAAAGGAGACUGUGGAAGUGGAGGAUGACGACAAUGAGGAGGAAGAGGAUGAAAGGUUGCGCAGGGAGGAGGAUCAGAGAGCGGAGCAGCGGGCAAGGAAAAAGAGAGGCAGGGGAGAAGCCGAGCCAGUCAUACACGACGGACCGCCCAAAAGGAAGAAGUAUGCGGUUCGAUUGGAGGAAGGGUUUGACGUGGAGAAAGUGAUCGAUCGGCUGCUAGAAGGGCACAAUGACCUCAUGACUCUGAAGGAAAUCCUAGCGUCAGCCCCGCGACUCCGCGAUGAACUGAAGGGGAGGUUGUCGCGGCGCUUGGUGCCCAAUGUCCAUCUGAGCACGAUUCUGCCCAAGGAGGCACAGUGGGCAGAGUCAGGCACAAAGAUGAAUUGGAAGUGCGUGGCCUGCGGCACAGUGAAUUUAGUGGUAAAAGGCUCCAAGUGUGCAGCUAUGGUGGACACCGGGGCGGAGAUGAACAUUAUUCGGGAGGCGGACGCGAUCAGAUUCGGGCUGGAUAUAGACCGUUCUGACUGCGGUAUUCUGCACGGAGCCAGCUGCACGGCCGUAUUUUGUGAGAUAGCCUCGAAUGUACUCAUCGAGGUUGGAAAGGUGAAGGCACGAAAUUGCUUCUUCAUCAUGCCGGAAGUGGAUCACGGAAUCCUCCUAGGGAGGUCAUCCCUAAGCAGGACGGAGACCGUGAUAUUUAAUAAGCAUGACGGGACGUUAAUCCUUCUCUUAUGCGACCCUGCCUGCGGGAAUUACGAAGUAAUUACCUGCAGAAACACAGGGCCAAGGAGCAUAAGGAACCGGCCCAAUCCAGGAUCGUUCACGAUCGAAGAGUCGGAAGAUCCGGAUGCCAUCCAGGCUCUGAGGGAGCAGGUUCUGGAAUGCCCCGAGGCAGGAAGGUUGGAGCAGGAAGGGGAGGCGGUGGAGAAUACGCCCCCAGUUGACGGAUUUCUGGAUCAGGAAGAAGAUGUUCGUCUCCACAUCAACAAGUGGUCGCCGCGAGUGCCCAGCUAUGUAGGUUAUCCUAUCUGGCAAGCGCCGAAUGGGUAUGAAAGGAGGGUCGAGCUAGUCCUCAAACCCUUUGAAGAAGAGGAUCCAUGGGGUGGUAAGGGUGUUCAGUGGAUGAUCGAGUUAGCGCUGGCCAGCUCGCAUAGCCUGGUGGAGGACGUGAGGACGAUUGAGGAAGGACCUGGCCAGGUAGAACGGCAUGAGGACCUGAUAGGAGGAAUGUAUCUCCUCGUCAACACGCUAUUGCAGGAAAGCCUCGGCCAGUCAGGCUCAUUGAACCCGGCAGGGAAUGCGGACGAAGUGCCCGAGAACCAGGACGACGAGUUCGAGGAGGGGGAGAUUAAAGAGGCUUUUCGUGCAGAGGAGUACGACGGGAUCUACCUAGAGCUGGGGCUUCUUCUGUCAUGUGAAAUGCGGCUUAGGGAUGCAAGCGAUAGAGCUCAGAGGAUGCUGCAACGCUAUUUAGUGCGAGACGACCACCUUUUCGUGAGAAGAGAAGUGGGGAAUCCCAGGAGAGUCGUCUGCGGUAGGAAUCGUCAGAUCGACGUCGUAACAGCGCUUCAUGAUGGCAUUGCAGGAGGGCAUCGAGGGGUACAAGCCAUGUAUGCCAAGAUAAGUGAGUUGUACUACUGGGAUGGGAUGAUGGAUAUGGUCAGGAAGUUCUGCCAAUCUUGCGUACCCUACAAGGAGAGAUCCCGUUUAAGGCAAGGAGAGCCGCUACAUCCAAGGAUAGAGCGAGAGGUGGGGGCUGUAAUGCACCUCGAUUUACUUUUUAUGCCGCUUGGGGAUCAAGGCUAUAACUAUAUCUUCGAUGCGUGCGAUAACCUGUCUGGCUUCGUAGACGGGCGUGUUAUUCGCACCAAGACUGGGUUGGUAUUAGUGAGCUGCAUCGAGGAAUAUUACCUGCGUUAUCCUUUCGUCAGGGAAUUCGUAAUGGGUAGGGAAUCAGAGUUUACCUGCAAGGAGGUGCAAGAACUGUUAUCAAGGUCUGACUUUACGAAGACAGCCAUGCCAAGAGGAGGGAAGGGGACACGGCCGCCUCAGAGGCCGUUGGGCGCAUCAGGAGGAUAUGAGCGGCAUGGGCCUCGCCAUCGAGAGAGUACUCCAGUGUACGACGAUGGGGACAUCGAGCUAUUCCUGGACAACUUUUGGAAUCAUGCGAGGCGUAUGGGCUGGACCGUGGCCCAGGCGACUGAGAGGCUGAGGGGAACAGGCAGGUUCGAGGAGCCCAUUACCAGGAUUCGUAGGGAGGUGACGACGAGGCAGGAGGUGGAGACGAGGAUGCAGGAGCUACGACCUUCGCCUGCGGAGAGGGCACUGGCUACGCAGGUCAGAGAUAUGGCCCGAGACUGGGAGAGCUGCAGGGCACAUCUGAGAGAGGUCUUUCGACGACCAGAGCCCCCUCAGCCCAGAGGCGAGAGGCGUCAGAGGAGUCAGAGGCAGAGGGACCCUGAGCCCAGGGAGGCGAGACCAUCUCGAGGAGGACGGAAGGCCCUAGCCAGAAGAGAAGAGGAACCGGAGCCAGAGCAAGAGGCUGAGGAGCGAGGGGCAUACCCUGAGUGUGGGUUGGGACCAGUGGAGUUCCAUCGGUUUACCAAGGGUGGUUUGAGGAGGUCGCCAGCACGCACGCAGGAGGAGCCGCCAGCAUCCGAGGGGCCCUUGAGGGAGUUGGAGACACAUUUGGAUAUCUCCCGGUGGAGGGUGUCGCCUCGGGGUGAGGAGCAUGGAGAGGAGGUGCCACAGGAGGAGGUGCCACGAGAGGAGGUGCCACGGGAGGAGAUCCGAAAUACUCAGCGAGAGAGGGGGCUGGGCGAUGAGGGGAGACGUGCAGGGAAGGAAGUGAUAGAGGUUGGAGAGGACACACCUCCACAGACGCCAGCGGUGGGUUUGAGACUCGGGGAUGCACCAGGGAGCACUCGCCAGGCAGGGGAGAGGUUGCAGAGAGAAAAGGCCCCAUUACCUUCAUCAGAAAAGGCCCCUUCACCAGAAGGGAGAGCAGAAAGGAGGAGAGAGUGGGCAGCUGUAAGGAAAGAGGCCUUGACCCUAAUUGACAGACAUCUAGCAGCUUAUGCCCUGGAGCACCCAGACCUGGAGGAGCCAGCGCCUGCAGAGCCGCGCUAGGAGCCAUGCCAGCCCGAGAAGGAGAUGGAAGCAGAGAUCCCAAAGAGGGUCGACCUCCGCACGA